GCGUCGGCGCCGCAAAACGUGUCUUCAAAUGCCUCGUUUGGUUGCAGUUUACCCAUGUGGGUCCAAUGUUGACUUGCUGUGAAGUAAAGUUGUGGUGUUAACUCCAUAAACUGUUGUUGAUUGAGCCGAAACGCCGCUUUUGAAGUUUCACCAUGUCUUCGUCUUUCUUUAUAAAGAAAAAAGGAAACCCUAAAAUAAUGAAAAAGGGGAAAAAUACAGCGGGGCCAAAACGCAAGGGCGAUGUGGAUUUGGGUAAAAACAGCAAAGUUCCAGCGAAGAAACCAUCGAAAUAUAAUGACGAGAUAUCCAGUGACUCUGAGCCAGAGAGUCCUGCAGCUCUCAGGAAAAGGCAAUCCAAAGAAGAACACGAGUUUGAUGAAACGCCACAGGAGAAGAAGCUUAGAUUAGCCAAACUUUACCUCGAUCAGCUAAAGGAAGAAGAGGAGAAGAAAGCAGAGGAUGACUCCUUUGAGACUGAUCUAAUUGCUGGAAGACUUCAAGAAGAAGUGCUUGAACAAAAAGGACUGCUUCAGCGACUUAUUGCUAAAGAACUCAUGCCCCCUGAUGCUUCAGAGAUCAGACUGUUAAGAGGACACAAACUCCCAAUCACCUGUCUGGUCAUCUCCUCUGAUGACAAGUACAUCUUUUCUGCUGCUAAAGACUGCUCUAUCAUCAAAUGGGAUGUUGAGAGUGGGAAGAAACUCCAUACAAUACACGGUGGAAGGAAAGGCACAGAAGACCGGCAUGUUGGACAUACAGCACACAUCCUGUGUAUGGCUAUAUCAUCGGAUGGAAAAUACUUGGCCACUGGAGACAUGAACAAACUGAUCAUGAUCUGGGAGGCAGAAACAUGUAAACAUCUUUAUAAAUUCACAGGACACAAAGGCCCAGUGUCGGGUCUUUCAUUUAGGAAAGGAACUCAUGAUCUCUACAGUGCCUCCCAUGAUCGCUCCAUUAAAGUGUGGAAUGUGGAUGAGAAUGCCUAUGUGGAAACUCUAUUUGGGCAUCAGGACGCAAUUACAGGACUGGACAGCCUGAGCCGUGAGCGCUGUGUGACAGCAGGAGGGAGGGACCGCUCAGUGAGGGUGUGGAAGAUAGCUGAGGAAUCUCAGCUGGUGUUUCAUGGCCAUGAGGGUUCCAUAGAUUGCAUUCAGCUAAUAAAUGAAGAGCACAUGAUAACAGGAGCUGAUGAUGGCUCCGUGUCUCUCUGGAGCGUCAACAAGAAGAAGCCUCUCAGCACAGUGAAACAGGCUCAUGGUAACCAUGGUGACGUGGGAUUGGAGCAGCCUCACUGGGUCGCUUCGGUGGCAGCGCUUCAGAACUCAGAUACCGUCGCCUCAGGUGCUUCCGGCUGUUCACACAACUCUGUGGUGCAGCUGUGGAAGUGUGGAGAGAAGUACCGGAGGCUGGAGCCUCUAUUCAGCGUACCACUGCCUGGCUUCAUCAACAGUCUCAAGUUUUCCAGCAGCGGGCAGUUCUUGGUGGCAGGAGUCGGACAGGAGCACAGGUUGGGCCGAUGGUGGAGAAUAAAAGAUGCCAAAAAUGGGAUCUAUGUUAUUCCACUGAAAAGGAAACCACCUAUUCCAGAGGAAGCCAAGGUGGAUGAAUAGUGGACUGCUUAAUGUCUUUUAUUUUUAUAAUUUAAAGUGUAUCUUUUUUUUGUUUAUCUUCCUUUAUAUGAAAAGAAUCUGCAGAUAUUUUCAAAUGGAACAAAUAUUAAAGCAAUUUGUUCAUAAAUGA
Notolabrus celidotus (New Zealand spotty) is the source of this 1740-nucleotide messenger RNA. It is a transcript of the gene rrp9, whose product is annotated as ribosomal RNA processing 9, U3 small nucleolar RNA binding protein. Gene Ontology annotation, molecular function: protein binding; snoRNA binding. The coding region runs from base 153 to 1610 and encodes 485 amino acids. Gene Ontology annotation, cellular component: small-subunit processome. The transcript has 15 exons. The record is from RefSeq and is a predicted model, not a curated record. NCBI's taxonomy places the organism in Eukaryota, Metazoa, Chordata, Actinopteri, Labriformes, Labridae.